AAGGCGCAAGACUCCUACCCUUCCUCUUCGUGGGCGCUGCGCUUGACGUCGUGACCAAUCACAGGCCACGUCGCGCCGCCGCAGCCAAUCGGAAAAACCGGGGCAUUAAGACGAGCACUUGACAGCUCCUCCCUCUCUGUUCGAGGGUGGUUAGUGGCUUUAGUUGUUGAUGGCCUCGUUUUCCUCCUGUUUCGACCCCAUCUGGUUACAUCCGAUGCCAUCGGGGUUCUUGUGAGACAGAGCUUGAGAAUGCGAAGCGAAGAGGCAAGGGCAAAAUUGAGGCGAAUCCAGGGGCAUGCGGAUAGGUCUCCGGUGCGAGCUCAGAAAGUGACUGGAGGAUAUGGCUGGGGGAAGAGAUGGGAGAGGAAUAAACGCGGUGCCCUAGAAAUAUUGAAGACAAAAUUGGGACCAAAAUAAAUUAUUUACUGAGAGGCAUAUCAUUUCCUUGCGUUUUAUUUGGUAGUUCCUUGAUGUGGAGAUAAUAAUAUAGGAGCUGUUGGUAUGGUUGGCCUGAGAUAAGUGACCCCGGAGGAGCUUGAAUGAGAGUGAAUAUGAGGAUACGUCGGCUUUUAAUUCAACGAACCCUUUUCUACAAGACCCUUUGUCACUAUGGGGGAAUUAAAAAGGAAAUAAGGCAAGAGUGAUUCCAACAUUUCCAAGCCAGAUUGCUUCUUUUUCCCCUUUUUGUUUACUUAGUCCAGAUUCCUGCCAAAAAGGAAUUAAUAUUCUUGGAGAUGUUGGAAAAAGAUUCCUGGGCCUUGGAAGAUAAUUACUCCAAAUAUACAGGGGAGUGGGAGGAGGGUGAAGCGGAGAGACAUCAGUUUUCCAGAGUCUGACUUGGCAAGCCUCAGUUCCUUGAUGGCUGUUGGCUAAAGACCAGUUCUUCACCAUGUGAACAUAGGCUGCCUGAGUAUCCGCACAACAUGACAACUGGCUUCCACCAGAGGGAAUGAUCCAAGAGAGAAAUGCCAAGACAACAUGGAGGUGGAGGUGGCUAGAGAAGACUAUAGAUAUAAGUACUCCUGGUAUUUUGCUUGGGAUGCAGACUGACUUAGGUUGAAAUUUCUGUUUCCAGUUUUUGAAGGAACAUAGUCCAAUUAUUUAAAGGCACUUAUGCAAAUAUUUGACAUAGGAUGGAAUAAAGGUAUAAAUAUGCAGCAGCAGCUUUAGGCACUUUGUGUCCUUUUCCUCAAAAGCUUGAUAUUUAUCCAAUAUGGUGAGUAUACAUUUCUUUUUUUUUUAAGUAGGCUCCACACCCAGCAUGGAGCCCAACACAGGGCUUGAACUCACAACCCUGAGAUCAAGAGUCAGACACUUAAACUGACUGAGCCACCCGGGCACCCCAUACUUCCUUUUCUUUCUGUUGCUCCCCUCCCCCCAUGGGCUUCUGUCUCUCUUAAUGAGCAAAAUAUAGACUUGGCAAAGCAAUCAGAAUGCCCAUAAUUGGCAGAAUUCUAAUUAAUGCCAAGGAUUUGUAAUCUUUGGAGUCUUCUUUUCCCUUUAUCACUGCUUUGUUAGGAGUGACAACUCUCCCCCUUUUCCUUUAAAGCUUAUGUGCUUCUAAUGAUUGGAAACCUUGUCAAAUAACAAAAAGCAUUACAUAUAAAACAAGAUAUAACCAGUUUGGGAAUGUAUUAAGCUAUAGUUAUCCUUUCCAUGUCAAGCUUAAUGUUGAGAAUACAUUUCUAAGUUAGCAUAAGGUAAUCUAUGCAAAAUAGAUAAAUAAUACACUUGAAAUUAUCUUUGGUAUGAGUUUUUUUUCCAAUGAUAGUAAAAUUGGAGGUCUUAAUCUGCUUAUGAGAAUAAAAAUUUAUAGAAAUGUGUAUUCUUUAAAAAGGGCUAAACCAUGGAAACCUUAUGAUUACAGCUUAAGUUGAAAAUAGGAAAAAAAUAUAAAUGUCCAAUGAUUAAACUUUUUCCACUGCUGUUCACAUCAUGAUUUGUUGUGAUUAAUGUAUGUGGAUGAGGACAUAAUGGAAAAAGAAAAUCAUAGUGGGAGAAAAAAAGUAUAGAUAAGACUAUAGUUUCUGUAUGUUGAUUUACUUAUUAAUGUUUUCCCUUUUAGGAAUGAAAUUGAGGGUUUUUCAUAAAGAACAUCAUUUUGUCAGAUUGAUAAAAAAUGUGAACGUUUAUAUAGUAAGCAGGAUGAAGUUAAAGGAAGUAGACCGUACGGCCAUGCAGGCCUGGAGCCCUGCCCAGAAUCAUCCCAUUUACCUAGCUACAGGAACAUCUGCUCAACAAUUGGAUGCAACAUUUAGUACCAGUGCUUCCCUUGAGAUAUUUGAAUUAGAUCUUUCUGAUCCAUCCUUGGAUAUGAAAUCUUGUGCCACCUUCUCUUCUUCUCAUAGGUACCACAAGUUGAUUUGGGGGCCUCAUAAGAUGGAUUCCAAAGGGAAUGUCUCUGGAGUUCUGAUUGCAGGUGGUGAAAAUGGAAAUAUUAUUCUUUAUGAUCCUUCUAAAAUUAUAGCUGGAGACAAGGAAGUUGUGAUUGCCCAAAAUGACAAGCAUACCGGCCCAGUAAGAGCCUUGGAUGUGAAUAUUUUCCAGACUAAUCUGGUAGCCUCUGGUGCUAAUGAAUCUGAAAUCUACAUUUGGGAUCUCAACAAUUUUGCAACUCCAAUGACACCAGGAGCCAAAACACAGCCCCCAGAAGAUAUCAGCUGCAUUGCAUGGAACAGACAAGUUCAGCAUAUUUUGGCAUCAGCCAGUCCCAGUGGCCGGGCCACUGUAUGGGAUCUUAGGAAAAAUGAACCUAUCAUCAAAGUUAGUGACCAUAGUAACAGGAUGCAUUGCUCUGGGUUGGCGUGGCAUCCUGAUGUUGCGACUCAGAUGGUCCUUGCCUCUGAGGAUGAUAGAUUACCAGUGGUCCAGAUGUGGGAUCUUCGCUUUGCUUCCUCUCCACUCCGUGUCUUGGAAAACCAUGCCAGGGGGAUUUUGGCAAUUGCUUGGAGCAUGGCAGAUCCUGAAUUGUUGCUGAGCUGCGGAAAAGAUGCUAAGAUUCUCUGCUCCAACCCAAACACAGGAGAGGUGUUAUAUGAACUUCCCACCAACACGCAGUGGUGCUUUGAUAUUCAGUGGUGUCCCAGAAAUCCUGCUGUCUUAUCAGCUGCUUCCUUUGAUGGGCGUAUCAGUGUUUAUUCUAUCAUGGGUGGGAGCGCAGAUGGCUUAAGGCAGAAACAAGUUGACAAGCUUUCAUCUUCUUUUGGAAAUCUUGAUCCCUUUGGCACAGGACAGCCCCUUCCUCCAUUACAAAUUCCUCAGCAGACUGCUCAGCAUAAUAUAGUGUUGCCUCUGAAGAAGCCACCCAAGUGGAUCCGAAGACCUGUUGGUGCUUCCUUUUCAUUUGGAGGCAAACUGGUUACCUUUGAGAAUGUCAGAAUACAGGCCCAGCAGGGAGCUGAGCAGCAGCAACAGCAACACCCUGUGUUCAUCAGUCAGGUGGUGACAGAAAAGGAAUUCCUCAGCCGAUCGGACCAACUUCAGCAAGUCGUGCAGUCGCAAGGAUUUGUCAGUUACUGUCAGAAAAAGAUUGAUGCUUCUCAGACUGAGUUUGAGAAAAAUGUAUGGUCCUUUUUGAAGGUGAACUUUGAGGAUGAUUCUCGGGGAAAAUACCUUGAACUUCUAGGAUACAGAAAAGAAGACCUAGGAAAGAAGAUUGCUUUGGCCUUGAACAAGGUGGAUGGACCCGAUGUGGCUCUUAAAGAUUCUGACCAAGUAGCACAGAGUGAUGGGGAGGAGAGCCCUGCUGCUGAAGAGCAGCUCUUGGGAGAGUGCAUUAAAGAGGGAAAACAAGAAUCUGAAUUUCUACCAUCAGCAGGAGGAACAUUUAACAUCUCCAUCAGUGGCGAUAUUGAUGGCUUAAUUACUCAGGCUUUGCUGACGGGUAACUUUGAGAGUGCUGUUGACCUUUGUUUACAUGAUAACCGCAUGGCUGAUGCCAUUAUAUUGGCCAUAGCAGGUGGACAAGAACUCUUGGCUCAAACGCAGAAAAAAUAUUUUGCAAAAUCCCAAAGCAAAAUUACCAGGCUAAUUACUGCAGUGGUGAUGAAGAACUGGAAAGAAAUUGUUGAGUCUUGUGACCUUAAAAAUUGGAGAGAGGCUUUAGCUGCAGUAUUGACUUAUGCUAAACCAGAUGAAUUUUCAGCCCUUUGUGAUCUUUUGGGAACCAGGCUUGAAAGUGAAGGUGAUAGCCUCCUGCAGACUCAAGCAUGUCUCUGCUAUAUUUGUGCAGGGAAUGUAGAGAAACUAGUUGCAUGUUGGACUAAAGCUCAAGAUGGAAGCAGUCCUUUGUCCCUUCAGGAUCUUAUUGAGAAAGUUGUCAUCCUGCGAAAAGCUGUACAACUCACCCAAGCCAUGGACACCAGUACUGUAGGAGUUCUUUUGGCUGAGAAGAUGAGUCAGUAUGCCAAUUUGUUGGCAGCCCAAGGCAGUAUUGCUGCAGCCUUGGCUUUUCUUCCUGAAAACACCAACCAGCCAAAUAUUGUGCAGCUUCGUGACAGACUUUGUAGAGCACAAGGACAGCCUGUACCAGGACAGGAAUCACCUAAAAUUCCUUAUGAGAGGCAGCAGCUGCCCAAGGGCAGGCCUGGACCAAUGGCUGGCCACUCACAGACGCCAAGAGUUCCAACUCAACAAUAUUAUCCGCAUGUUAGAAUUGCCCCUACUGUCACUACCUGGAGUAACAAAACUCCUACCGCCCUUCCCAGCCAUCCACCUGCAGCCUCUCCCUGUGACACACAGGGAGAAAAUCCUCCACCUCCAGGUUUCAUAAUGCAUGGAAAUGUUAACCCAAAUGCUGCCACAGCUCAGCUUCCCACCUCUCCGGGUCAUAUGCACACCCAGGUACCACCUUAUCCACAGCCACAGCCUUAUCAACCAGCCCAGCAGUAUUCCUUCGGAACAGGGGGGUCAACAAUGUAUCGACCUCAGCAGCCUGUUGCUCCUUCUGCUUCAAACGCUUACCCUAACACCCCUUACAUAUCUCCUGCUUCUUCCUAUUCUGGGCAGUCUCAGCUGUAUGCAACACAGCACCAGGCCUCUCCACCUACCUCCAGCUCUGCUGCUUCUUUCCCUCCUCCCCCUUCCUCCGGAGCAUCCUUCCAGCACGGCGGACCAGGAGCUCCACCAUCGUCUUUAGCUUACGCGCUGCCUCCUGGAACAACAGGUACACUGCCUGCUGCCAGUGAGCUGCCUGCGUCGCAAAGAACAGAAAAUCAAUCUAUGCAAGACCAGGCACCUAUGUUGGAAGGUCCUCAGAAUGGAUGGAAUGAUCCUCCAGCUUUGAACAGAGUACCUAAGAAGAAGAUGCCUGAAAACUUUAUGCCUCCUGUUCCCAUCACAUCACCAAUUAUGAACCCUUUGGGUGACCCCCAGUCACAGAUGCUGCCGCAACAGCCUUCAGCUCCCCUACCUCUGUCAAGCCAAGCUUCAUUUCCACAGCCACAUCUUGCAGGUGGCCAGACCUUCCAUGGCAUACAACAACCCCUCGGUCAACCAGGCAUGCCACCAUCUUUCUCCAAGCCCAAUAUUGAAGGCGCCCCAGGGGCUCCUAUUGGAAAUACCAUCCAGCAUGUGCAGUCUUUGCCAACAGAAAAAAUUACCAAGAAACCUAUUCCAGAUGAGCACCUCAUUCUAAAGACCACAUUUGAGGAUCUUAUUCAGCGCUGCCUCUCUUCAGCCACAGAUCCUCAAACCAAGAGGAAGCUAGAUGACGCCAGCAAACGCUUGGAGUUUCUGUAUGAUAAACUUAGGGAACAGACACUUUCACCCACAAUCAUCAGUGGUUUACACAACAUUGCAAGGAGCAUUGAAUCGCGAAACUACUCAGAAGGAUUGACCAUCCACACCCACAUAGUUAGCACCAGCAACUUCAGUGAGACCUCAGCUUUCAUGCCAGUUCUCAAAGUCGUUCUCACCCAAGCCAAUAAGCUGGGUGUCUAAAAGGACAUCUUUACUCCCAGCCCAUAUUGCCAUUUUUCCAAAGAAACAUAUUUUUAAAAAUGUUAAGAUAUGGACCAAUCCUCAUUAGCAUGUUUCCAUUAACAGCCAGUCAAGAGCAUUUACACUAUUUCUGCAGAUAUACUCACCUUAGAACUGCUCAAAACCCAGGUGCUUUCUUUUAUUUUAAUCUUUUAUUGCCCAUGAUGAUUUUCCUAUUCUGCAAAUAGUGUAUUUCCUGGAUUACACAUAGUGUGUUUUCCUGAAGUAUUCUGAUAAAAUGUGUUUUUUAAAACCUCAGUAUACUUUUUGGAAAAAGAGCAUCUGGUUAUGCAUAAAGCGGAGCUAAAACUAAGUUUCUUUCGGGUCCUCCCUACUUCCUCUGUGUCAAUCACAUUAAAGUGUGUAAUCCUAUUUUAUGUGUAUAUAGUCUUUUUUUUUUUAAACAGCUGCUCAGAGUUUGGUUUAAUCCCUAUUUUUUGUGUCUUUGGCUUCACUCAGGUCCUGAACAAAUAACUAAAUCUAGAGGUUGCUACAUAGAUUUUAGGAAAGAUUAAUGAAGAGUGGGAUCACUAGCUUUAAAUAUCUGUUGGAAAAGACUGAGCAUUUUCAUUCUGUGGAAUGCAUUGACUUUUUUGUAUUAAUAAAUGUUUUCAAUAUUCCA
Messenger RNA from Mirounga angustirostris (Northern elephant seal), 6601 nucleotides. It is a transcript of the gene SEC31A, whose product is annotated as SEC31 homolog A, COPII coat complex component. The transcript is spliced from 33 exons. Gene Ontology annotation, molecular function: protein binding; structural molecule activity. Gene Ontology annotation, cellular component: endoplasmic reticulum exit site; COPII vesicle coat. The record is from RefSeq and is a predicted model, not a curated record. Bases 2032 to 5940 code for a protein of 1302 amino acids. Gene Ontology annotation, biological process: endoplasmic reticulum organization; endoplasmic reticulum to Golgi vesicle-mediated transport; COPII-coated vesicle cargo loading. Lineage: Eukaryota; Metazoa; Chordata; Mammalia; Carnivora; Phocidae.